Messenger RNA from Fusarium verticillioides 7600, 468 nucleotides. RefSeq lists its product as hypothetical. NCBI's taxonomy places the organism in Eukaryota, Fungi, Ascomycota, Sordariomycetes, Hypocreales, Nectriaceae. Bases 1 to 468 code for a protein of 155 amino acids. The record is from RefSeq and is a predicted model, not a curated record. The transcript is spliced from 5 exons.
AUGCGCAAGCCAGCCCGAACCAACACGACUUGGGUCUUUGAAGACAAAACCGGCAAGGGGGUUGCAGGUGUAGACGCAGGCGCAGACGCAGACGCAGACGCAGAUGCAGGCGCAAGAGGUAGUAGUAGGCGCGGCCGCAGCGGAGUUUGUCUCGUACAAAGUGGGCCAGCCGAGGGUGAAGUUGUCGAUUUACCAACAACCGCGCCAGAAAGGCGCCGCUGGAGUCAAAUUAUCGACUCAUCGGCUCGAGGAAGGUGCAGGGGUUUAUCGACCCCCACCUGGAGAAUAGACAGGGGGAAUGUGCGGCCGCCUACUGGCACUGUGCUGUUAGCCAACAACUCCAAGCGCCCCAUGACAGGGGUCAUCGCUUCCCUGAUCAAGCUCGGCCCAAUCAGAAUUCAGCAAUACUUUGUAAAGGAUGCCAGACGUGAUCCCAAGACCCGGAAUGGACAAACCGGCAUAUAUUAA